UGUGUGGCUGACUGCUGACCUGAUGGGAAAGAGACACAACAUGAGAUCAAAUACAGGUUUGGUGGAAAUCAUAGGGUUGACAAAGAAAUUUACAUUUAAUCCUAAAGAGGGAAUAGACAACCCAGUGAUGGUCAUCACAGACGACGCCGACUCCGUUUUGACACCCAGCCCUCGUCUGUGUGUGCUCAAACGAGAGGAAGGGGAGUCAUUUGGCUUCCAUCUGCGGGUGGAAAGAGGGCGCCAUGGUCACAUAAUCAGAAAUGUUGUUUCAGGGGGGGUGGCAGGGCGCAGCGGCCUUCAAGAUGGAGACAGGCUUCUGGAAGUCAACAACUACUAUGUUGAUGAUGUUCCUCACCCUCAGGUGGCCAAGAGGAUAAAGCUAUGUGGACACCAGUUAUGUUUAUUAGUGUUGGACGGGGAGGAAUAUGAGCAGGUUCUGUCCCGAGGUCAAGACCUCCAAGGUCUGGUCAGAGCACACAAAGGCGAAAGCUGCAAACCACCCAGACUCUGUCACAUCACCAGGGAUCCUGUCUCAGGUCUGGGCAUUAACUUCACACCUGUGGAAGGAGAGAAAGGCCACUUCUCUGUGAGCCUGGUAACAGGAGGUGCAGCUGAAAAGGCAGGAGUUUGUAAGGGGGAUCGCCUAGUAUGGAUGAACGGAGCAACAGUGUCCGAUCUCACUCACUCUGCACUCAGCAGGAUGAUGAAAAAAUGUGGCGAUCACAUCACCAUCCUAGUAAUUGACAGUGAGAGUGAGAAGGAGCACAUGCGACAGAGGAUGCCUAUCCUGCCCACCAUGGCUGUGCCACAUAACCUGCCUUGUAGAGCUAGAAAACUCCACCUGGUCUCUGGGGGAAACUCUAAUGGCUACGGCUUCCUCCUUCGGCUGGAAAAGGAGCCAUCAGGACGCAUAGCUCAUGUGCUGCGAGAGGUGGACGUCGGCAGUCCAGCCGAGAGGGCAGGUAUGCUGGACGGAGAGCUGCUGCUGGAGGUCAAUGGAGAGUCAGUGGAGUCACGACAGCAUGAGGAGGUUGUGAACAGAGUGAGAGAGAGUAAACAACAUGUCUCUCUCACCACCAUCGCUCCCCAGGGGCUAGAGUUUUACACCCAGUUGGGUCUGUCUCCUCUUAUCUUCUGUGGGGAGAAUGCUGAGAAAGAAAAUGAGAGCAGUGUACCAGCCUGUGCAGCAGAGCAGCCAUUAAAGAAGGACAUGGAUGACUCGUGCAAGCCCAGGCUCUGUUCUCUCCAAAAAGGCCCUUUGGGUUUUGGUUUCAACCUCGGCUGUGUCCCCCAGAGUCGCGGGACCUUCAUCAGCCUGGUGGCUUUUGGGGGCGCAGGGCAGAGAGCAGGACUACUUGUGGGUGAUGUGGUGAUGGAGGUCAAUGGACAAAAAGUGGAGGAUAAAUGUCUGGAAGAUGUGAUUAUGCUUGUGAAGGAAGGAGGACAUUUUCUUUCCUUACUAGUCAUGGAUAAGACCAGCUACAACAAGUUGAAACAGACUGACUCACCUACUAGAGAUGUCACUGACAGUGAGGAGGAAGAAACUCAUGAGAUAUCAUCCUUGUGAGAGACAACAUCUCAAACAACUCUGAUGACAUCAUAUGCCCACUGAGGAGACUUCAAACUGAGCUUUACCAGAAACUUGUCUCAUAUUAUUAUCAUUAUAUUGGCCUGGAUCUAAUUCCAGGGCUUCAUAAAGGAAUCCAAGAGAUGAUAAAAUAAGCAAAAUGAAAAUCAGAUAAAGGUGUACCUGUGUCAGUUGUGCAAAUCACAAAGAAAUGUUGUAAUGUGCAUUUCUGUAUGAUAUGAAAAUGUCAUUUUGUUCAGUAUUAUACAUUUAGAGAUGUAAAACCUUUAGUCUUUAGAUCUAAAUCAGAUGAAAUACUUUGCAUUGUAAAAUUCAGAGGAAAUAAACUGAUCCACAUCUUAAAAACCCAUAAUCUCUAUACACUAAUGAUCAUAUUGUACUUAGAUUAAUAGAAACCAACAGCUGUAUGGAAGCAGAAACACAUUCAGAAAUCUGGAGAACUGCUUUCUUUAAAAAAUGAUCAGCAGUAAUUGAAAUGACUAAAAAAGCAAAAACAAAACACUGGUAUGGCCCCUUAAUACUAUGUAAAAAACUGUUGAUGUUUUUCUUUCUUUUUGGUGGAGUGUAAAGUUAUGUGUAUGUGUUUUACCUAUAGAUGUGACAUUACAUAUAAAAUGUUCUUGCAGAGAAAGUAUAUGUGUAUUGACAAUGUAGCUUACAGCAAAUGUUGUAGUGAUGGAAAAAAAUCUUUGUUCUAUUGUGUAACGGUUGCUGUAAUCUUACCUGUAUUUACCAUCCAUUAGCUAAGUUAAACUUGACAUGGCCUAAUAUAUAAAAUUCAAACACAUAAGUGAAAGCAUGAUGCCAUGGUGUUUACAAAAAUGCAGAAAUGGAGGUGUGCACAAUAGUGCUGUUGUUUUAGCAGAAUUUAUGCAACCAAAGAUUUUCAGGUAACUGAUACCCCGUUAUUACCACAUAUAUGCCAUCAUUUGGUGUUGUUGAUAUCUUGGCUGAGACAGUGAUCUUAUGAAUAAUAUCAUGGCCUGGGAUGUGGGACCUUCUCCAUCAUAAGUACAGUAUAAUUGUGUGUCAUUUCAUCCACUUGCCAAUUACUUGGCCUGGAACAGUAUACUUGACCCACAUCAAUUUCCUUAACAUGAAAUCUGAUGUGUUCUAUCUAGUAAAAACCACAGCUAAAACAUUUCUCCCACAUAGGGUCUAACUUAAGGACACUUUAAACCCUUGGUUGGGGUGCAGCUAAUUAAUAUUUUCAUUAUUGAUUAUCUAUUUUUACACUUAGCCCAAGGUGACAUCUUUUCACCA
Molecule: messenger RNA, 2851 nt
Organism: Thunnus maccoyii (southern bluefin tuna)
Lineage: Eukaryota; Metazoa; Chordata; Actinopteri; Scombriformes; Scombridae
Gene: nherf4b
Product: PDZ domain containing 3b
Exons: 11
Coding region: 23-1567 (514 amino acids)
Biological process (GO): protein localization to plasma membrane
Cellular component (GO): apical plasma membrane
Molecular function (GO): protein-membrane adaptor activity; protein binding
Source: RefSeq, a predicted model, not a curated record